Molecule: messenger RNA, 717 nt
Organism: Octodon degus (degu)
Lineage: Eukaryota; Metazoa; Chordata; Mammalia; Rodentia; Octodontidae
Product: 60S ribosomal protein L10-like
Exons: 1
Coding region: 10-654 (214 amino acids)
Biological process (GO): translation; ribosomal large subunit assembly
Cellular component (GO): ribosome; cytosolic large ribosomal subunit
Molecular function (GO): structural constituent of ribosome
Source: RefSeq, a predicted model, not a curated record
CCGGCCGCCAUGGGUCGCCGCCCCGCUCGCUGUUACCGUUACUGUAAGAACAAGCCAUACCCGAAGUCUCGCUUCUGCCGAGGGGUCCCGAAUGCGAAGAUUCACAUCUUUGACCUGGGUCGGAAGAAGGCCAAAGUGGACGAGUUCCCGCUGUGCGCUCACAUGGUGUCGGGCGAAUACGAGCAGCUCUCGUCGGAAGCCCUGGAGGCCGCCCGCAUUUGCGCCAACAAGUACAUGGUGAAGACGUGCGGCAAAGAUGGCUUCCACAUCCGGGUCCGCCUCCAUCCCUUCCACGUCAUCCGCAUCAACAAGAUGCUGUCGUGUGCGGGAGCCGAUAGGCUGCAGACGGGGAUGCGAGGCGCCUUUGGGAAGCCCCAGGGUACUGUGGCCAGGGUUCACAUCGGCCAGGUCAUCAUGUCCAUCCGCACCAAGGCGCUGAACAAGAAGCAUGCGAUCGAAGCGCUGCGCAGGGCCAAAUUCAAGUUCCCAGGACGCCAGAAAAUCCACAUCUCCAAGAAGUGGGGCUUCACCAAAUAUAAUGCUGAUGACUUUGAAGAACAGUUGGCCGUGAAGCGCCUCCUCCCUGACGGUUGUGGAGUCAAGUAUGUCCCCAGUCGUGGCCCUUUGGACAAGUGGCGGGCACUGUGCUCUUGAAGGCUGCCCUGGACCACGCUUCCCAGUACACUGAGUGUGACUUAAGCUUGACAAAUUCUGUUC